Messenger RNA from Acaulospora colombiana, 399 nucleotides. Lineage: Eukaryota; Fungi; Glomeromycota; Glomeromycetes; Diversisporales; Acaulosporaceae. The record is from the annotation of a GenBank genome assembly.
AUGUCCACAUCUUUAGCUCCCAUUGUCGGCCAAAAGCGACGUCGUAAACUUGUGAAAUCCGAUGAUAAUGACGUAACAGCAAAUACCACCGGUGCUAAGCAACGGCGCAAACUGUCUAAAACAGAGGAAGUUGGCGGUGAUGAUGAUAAAGAGUCAAGCCGAUCAAAUCAUGAUAGUUCUUUGGACGAUGAUGGGUUAAAGGUGGGAGGGACAACUUCAGGCUGGACAUCUGAACAACGCACCCAACUCCUAGAUGCUAUCAUCAAACGACUUCCUCCUCUGGACUGGAAGCAAAUUGCUGGCGAGGUUGAGGGAAAAUCAUCGACAAUGUGUUAUGAUCAAUGGAGAAAAAAGAUGCUAAAUGACAUCAAAAAAUGUGUUUCCGUUCUACCAGAGUAA